GAGACGGCUUAUAUAGAUAAUAAAAAAUGUCUGUGCCUUCACUCUUUAGAUAUGCCCAUUUCAAAUCCAACAAAUCAUAAUGACUACACAAGUGCAACCUCACAAACCAGGUGUAGUUCAUCUAUACCUGGCAUAAGAGGUGUUACAAAGAGGUGCUUCACCACAAACUUGAAAUUAAGUUAUCUUUUAUUCAAGACCCAAGAUCAAAUAUUCCCCUAUCUAUGUAGUGAUUUAUUAUUUUUCUGAUAUUCUUCCUCAUUGUCUUUUGAUGGCUUGUGUCUUUGGUCAAUUUAGGAUUCACAACUGUUGGAUACGCCCUUUACUUUUACACUUACAGUACAUGGAAGGGACGAUCACUGUAUUUGGAGGAUCUGUAUGUAAUGCCAGAAUUUCGAGGAAAUGGCAUUGGCAGUGGUUUACUGAGCAAGGUUGCUGAGGUAGGCAAAAAGAAGAAGUGUGUGCGGUUGCAGUUGUCUGUGUUGAACUGGAAUACUCCAGCUCGAGACUUCUAUGCUACUAAAGGAGCUCAGGACCUUACUGUUAAUGAAGGCUGGCACUCAGUUCGUUUUGAUGGACAAAACCUGGACAAUUUAGCAAAUGAAGCACCUAAA
Molecule: messenger RNA, 611 nt
Organism: Monopterus albus (swamp eel)
Lineage: Eukaryota; Metazoa; Chordata; Actinopteri; Synbranchiformes; Synbranchidae
Product: diamine acetyltransferase 2-like
Exons: 3
Molecular function (GO): N-acetyltransferase activity
Source: RefSeq, a predicted model, not a curated record